This is a messenger RNA of Parnassius apollo (apollo), 960 nucleotides long. The record is from the annotation of a GenBank genome assembly. Lineage: Eukaryota; Metazoa; Arthropoda; Insecta; Lepidoptera; Papilionidae.
AUGAAGGAAAAGCAAUCUAGCGCCCCUGUUAUUCCAUUUGAAAGAGUAAAUGAGCGCGUUGCAGCUGCUACAGGUAUAUCUUUACGAACAGUUGCAAGAAUUACAAAUGAAGGGAAAUUAGCUGAAGAAUCGUCAAGUAAAAUAGUAACACCGGGGAAAAAAAGAAAAACAAGGAAGGUGAAUAAGUUGCUUCGUCUACUUAAAGAAGAGAUUGGAUUCACUGGCAGUAGAGAAAUUCUCAGACAGCACAUAAAAAAGAUUGGUUUUCGAUAUAAAAAAACUAAAAGCAAUAGAAAAGUACUGAUGGAACUUAACGAUAUAACUGCUUGGCGCGCUCUUUAUCUUCAGACUAUAAAGCGUAAUGACGAGACAGAAAAAUUACCAGUUGUUUACUUAGAUGAGACAUAUAUUCACUCCGGUCAUACAGCUGGUAAAUGUUGGCAGGAUGAUGAUGAAGAAGAAUACACAAGACCACAAUUGUUGGAAAUUGUCAAUAGAUAUAAGCCCAAACCAGUGUAUGCUGUUGAUGCUAUUUUAAAAGGACUGGGUCACAAGAUAUCGCGUUUACCACCGUAUCAUUGUGACCUCAAUCCUAUUGAAAUGAUCUGGGCAUCAAUGAAACGCAAAGUAGCUGAGGUAAAUAUUGGCAAACCAGCCAAUCAAAUGCCAGAAAUGGUACAGGAAGCUUUUAAUUCCAUUCCCGUCGAAGAAUGGUGCAAUCAUUGUGCCCACGUCAAGAAACUUGAAGAAGAAUACAGAAGUAAAGAUGGAUAUUUGGAUGCACCUUUCAUCGUGGAAUUAUGCUCUGAGAGUGAAGAAAGCAGUGAUGACGAUUCUCAAGAUGAAAGUGAUGAAGAAUUUAAUAGCAUUGAACCUCUCGCCAUAGUUCAUGCAGAACAUAAUUAUAGUAAAAAAAAUUUGAAAUUCGUUUCCUAUUGCAUUAUAGUUUUCAUGUUAUAA